This is a messenger RNA of Etheostoma cragini (Arkansas darter), 503 nucleotides long. Its product is annotated as complement C3-like. Gene Ontology annotation, molecular function: protein binding. NCBI's taxonomy places the organism in Eukaryota, Metazoa, Chordata, Actinopteri, Perciformes, Percidae. The annotation marks the transcript as partial. Gene Ontology annotation, cellular component: extracellular region. The transcript is spliced from 6 exons. The record is from RefSeq and is a predicted model, not a curated record.
CCAACUCCACCGUCAACACCGCCGACCUGAACUUACUGUCUAAAGGACGAGCGCGUUACAUUGCCAGAUAUGAGAUGAACACCGCCCUAUCAGAGAGAGGCUCCCUCAUCAUCUACCUGGACAAGGUCUCUAACAUCCGGCCCGAGGAGAUCUCGUUCCGGAUCCAUCAGGAGCUGAACGUGGACUUCACCCAGCCGGCUGCUGUGUCCCUCUAUGAAUACUACGACCAGAAACGAUGUGUCCGGUUCUACCACCCGGAGAGGACCGAGGGGAAGCUGCUGCGGGUCUGUGGAAGUGAUGCGUGCAGAUGUGCAGAAGAGAGCUGCAGUAUGCAGAACAAGGCCAACAUCACCAAUAAUCAGCGGACCGCUAAGGUGUGUGAGAGCACCCAGACCAGCAUCAUAGACUUUGCGUACAAAGUGAGACUGGAGAGUUUUACAGAAGAUUCGUCCAUUGACGUUUACGAAGGGAAGGUAAUAGAAGUCAUCAAAGAAGGUAUUUAU